AUGUCGUUAGAUUCUGUUCUGCUCAUCGGAGGAGCCGGCUUUCUCGGGCUGCACCUGAUUCAACAGUUCCACGACGUCUCACCAGGGCCUAAGAUCCAUGUCUUUGAUCUACGUCCUUUACCUGAAGUUCUACCAAAGUGCUUCACUUUCACGGCAGAUGACGUUGUGUUCCAUCAGGGUGAUAUCACCUCGCCAGCUGACGUUCUCAGGGCGAUCGAGGCUUCCAAGUGUGACGUUAUUGUCCACAGCGCGUCGCCAGUCCAUGGCCAGAGACAGGAGAUCUACGAGAAGGUCAACGUUGAGGGAACGAGAAACGUUCUUCAAGUGGCUCAGAAAGCUGGUGUGAAGGCUCUGGUGUACACGUCGUCAGCCGGUGUCAUCUUCAAUGGUCAAAACAUUGAGAAUGCUGAUGAGAAUUGGCCGAUUCCAGAGGUUCCAAUGGAUGGAUAUAACAAGACAAAAGCGGAAGCUGAAGAGAUGGUAUUGAAGGCCAACUCCUUCAAGGACGGGUUCCUGACGGUAGCAUUGCGUCCUGCUGGUAUCUUUGGUCCAGGCGACCGUCAAUUGGUUCCAGGCUUGAGACAGGUGGCAGCUAUGGGCCAGUCCAAGUUCCAAAUAGGUGAUAACAACAACUUAUUCGACUGGACCUACGCUGGCAACGUUGCUGAUGCCCACGUCCUCGCUGCGCAGCAGAUCCUGGAUCCAGCAAAACAGCACAAGAUUGGAGGUGAAGUGUUCUUCGUCACCAACGAUGCUCCAACGUAUUUCUGGACGUUGGCUCGUGCUGUUUGGAAGCAAGAUGGCCACAUCGAGAAGUUCAACAUUGUUCUCCAGAGACCAGCUGCCAUAGCUGCAAGCUAUCUCUCGGUGUUCUUCUCAAAGCUGUUGAAGAAGGAGCCUGGUUUGACUCCAUUCAGAGUGAAAGUGGUCUGUGCUGUUCGUUAUCACAACAUCACCAAGGCGAAGACUGUCUUGGGCUACUACCCAAGAGUCAGCAUCGAAGAAGGCAUUACAAAGACUCUAGAAUGGAUGGAUGAGGGUAAGAAAUGA
Messenger RNA from Williopsis jadinii, 1050 nucleotides. It is a transcript of the gene ERG26, whose product is annotated as sterol-4-alpha-carboxylate 3-dehydrogenase (decarboxylating). The record is from RefSeq and is a predicted model, not a curated record. The transcript has a single exon. Gene Ontology annotation, molecular function: 3-beta-hydroxy-Delta5-steroid dehydrogenase (NAD+) activity. Gene Ontology annotation, biological process: steroid biosynthetic process. Bases 1 to 1050 code for a protein of 349 amino acids. NCBI's taxonomy places the organism in Eukaryota, Fungi, Ascomycota, Saccharomycetes, Phaffomycetales, Wickerhamomycetaceae.